Molecule: messenger RNA, 399 nt
Organism: Quercus lobata
Lineage: Eukaryota; Viridiplantae; Streptophyta; Magnoliopsida; Fagales; Fagaceae
Product: UDP-glycosyltransferase 83A1-like
Exons: 1
Coding region: 1-399 (132 amino acids)
Molecular function (GO): quercetin 3-O-glucosyltransferase activity; quercetin 7-O-glucosyltransferase activity
Source: RefSeq, a predicted model, not a curated record
AUGGGUAGCCAACCACAUGUGCUAGUCAUACCAUUUCUAGCACAGGGCCAUGUUGCCCCACUUAUGAAGUUGUCACACCAGAUUGUCGGUCAUGGGAUCAAGGUCACAUUUGUUAGCUCUGAGUUCAUAAAUGCAAGAUUAACAACUACAAUGCCAAUGAAUAGCCCGAUAAGGCUAGUUUCACUCCCGGAUGGUCUAGAACCCGAGGAUGAUCAAACUGAUGCUCUUAAACAGAUAAAUAGUUUUGAAGAAGUUAAGCUAGAUCAUUUCAAGCACUUGAUUGAGAAAAUUAACGAAUCUGAUGAUGAUGAUCGAAUCAUUUGUGUCAUUGUUGAUGUAACAGUUGCGUGGGCAUUUGAUGUUGCUGAGAAGAUGGGAAUUCAAAGUGCUACAUUUUGA